AUGUCAUCGACGGUUCCUCCCAGAUCAGGACAUUCAAAUGCAUUCUUGCAUGGCUUACCUUGGAGUCAGCAAAUUGUGCUCUUUGACACCUUGAUUGACCAAAGUACCACAGAAGAGAUCAUCGCUGUUUUAGCUCAUGAAAUUGGUCACUGGAAGUUGAACCAUAUUCCCCAGCUUCUUGUUACUAACCAAGCGUCCGUUAUUUUGACUUGUGUUUUGUAUUGUGCUUUCAUGGAAAACAAGUCAUUCUUUCAUUCAUUUGGCUUUUUUCAUGAGUACCCUCCAAUGAUUGCUUUCCUUUUGUUCUCCUAUGUGAGUGCUCCAAUCGACUGUGUUGACCAGUUUGUUACUAAUUUUGUGACCAGAAAGAACGAAUACCAGGCCGAUAAUUAUGCGAAGGCACAGGGAUACAGUGAAGAGUUAGCCUCUGCUCUUAUCAAACUCGAAGUUGAAAAUCUAUCAUCCUUCAACGUGGACUGGUUGUACUCUACCUACAAAGAAAGUCACCCUACUUUGGUCGAAAGAUUAAACGCCCUUGGAUAUAUUUCAAAGGAGAAGGCUGAACAACCGCAGGUGAACUAA
Clavispora lusitaniae ATCC 42720 is the source of this 582-nucleotide messenger RNA. RefSeq names its product M48 family metallopeptidase. The record is from RefSeq and is a predicted model, not a curated record. Gene Ontology annotation, biological process: CAAX-box protein processing. Gene Ontology annotation, molecular function: metalloendopeptidase activity. Gene Ontology annotation, cellular component: endoplasmic reticulum membrane. NCBI's taxonomy places the organism in Eukaryota, Fungi, Ascomycota, Pichiomycetes, Serinales, Metschnikowiaceae.